AUGGCGGCCAUCACAGGAGAAGAUGGCAAGGUCUUGCAAGACAAGAUCAGCCCAAGCAGCCAAAAUCUAAGCACAUCUCAGCUCGAGGAUGGUAGAUUGGAAAAGAAUAUUGAUGACACCGAAGUGAAGCACCCCAGACAUGGCCUCCCAGCGUGGAAGUGGGCUUUGACCUGCGUAGGCCUCUAUUUGGGGGCUUUGCUCUACGGCCUCGACACAACAAUUGCAGCUGACGUUCAAGGUUCAGUUUACGAAGCACUCGGUGAGAUCCAGAACCUGCAAUGGGUCGGGCUUGGCUUUCCAAUGGCGUCCGUUGCCGUAGUCCUCUUGAUGGGCCGACUGUACAGUAUAUUUGACAUCAAAUGGCUCAUCAUAAUAACCACCGCCAUCUUUGAGGUCGGAAGUGCCAUUUGCGGCGCCGCUCCAACCUCAGAUGCUCUUACCGUUGGCAGGGUCAUUGCCGGAAUCGGUGGAUCUGGCAUGUACCUUGGAUGUUUGAGUUACUUCUCAGUCUUUACAACCAACAAAGAGGCUAGUCUAUAUAAUGCAGGCAUUGGUCUCGCAUGGGGGUUCGGUUCAAUUCUCGGACCUGUCAUAGGUGGUGCCUUUUCGGACAGUAGUGCAACAUGGCGUUGGGCCUUUUACAUCAAUCUCCCCCUUGCUGCUCUUAUGUCGCCUGUGUACCUGUUUAUUUUCCCGUCUUUCCGUCCCAACAAAGAGAAGACAAUUUUGCAGUCGCUCAAAACCAUCGAUGCGGUGGGUGCCGUUUUGAAUGCGGUCCUGUUUGUUCUAUUCAUGCUCGUCCUCACCUUUGGCGGAGCUACCUGGGCUUGGGGCUCCGGACGGACCAUUGCAGCGUGGGUGGUGUGGGGGGUGUCGUCGGUUAUGUUUAUCCUCCAACAGACAUUCUUCAUCUUCACUGAUGCGGAAUCACGGCUACUCCCAUUGCACCUACUUAAAAGCAGAGCGCUAGUUCUUGUUUGUGUCGGCACUGCUACCUCAGCCACUGUUGUCGGCGUCACGAUAUACUACAUCCCGCUCUUGUUUCAGUUUACCCGUAACGAUUCUGCGCUUCAGGCUGCCGUGCGCCUCUUACCCUUCAUUGUCUUUUUCAUCUUCUUUAUUAUGGUGGCUGGUGGUUCCCUUCCUGUUGUGCGGCGCUACAAUCUCUAUUAUAUCCUCGGCGGAGCCCUUGUCGUUACCGGCGGCGCCUUGCUCUUUACUAUUACUCCCGAGACCAGCGUAGCUCGCAUCUAUGGUUACGAGAUCCUCGUGGCUGUUGGGGCUGGCAUUCCUUUUCAAAAUGGCUAUGCCAUCGCUGCCUCCAAGGUCGCCAAGCAAGACCGCGCCGCAGCAAUCGGGCUAAUUAAUGUUGCGCAGAUCGGCUUUAUGGCCAUAUCGCUUGCCAUCGCAGGUGCCCUGUUCCAGAAUCUUGGAUAUCAAUCCUUAAAGGGUGCGUUGGCGGAGUUUCACUUCCCAGAUGAUUACGUCCGGUCGGCGCUGGCUGGGAGAAUCUCGCCCAUUUACAAUUCCACUGAUUCGAAUGUAAUCGAUAUUGCCGUCCGCGCCAUUGUUGAUACUAUUCGACGAGUGUUUGGAAUGUUGAUUGGAACCGGAGCGGCGCUCCUCGUCGGCGGCUUGUUGAUGCCUUGGGAGAAAGCCGACUUUGCUGCGGAUCUUGAAGAUUAAAAAAAAGUAAGACGCGCUUAAUAAAAU
This is a messenger RNA of Trichoderma asperellum CBS 433.97, 1713 nucleotides long. RefSeq lists its product as uncharacterized. Gene Ontology annotation, molecular function: transmembrane transporter activity. Gene Ontology annotation, cellular component: plasma membrane. The record is from RefSeq and is a predicted model, not a curated record. Lineage: Eukaryota; Fungi; Ascomycota; Sordariomycetes; Hypocreales; Hypocreaceae. Gene Ontology annotation, biological process: transmembrane transport.